Messenger RNA from Phlebotomus papatasi, 5321 nucleotides. It is a transcript of the gene CtBP, whose product is annotated as C-terminal-binding protein. Bases 1286 to 2650 code for a protein of 454 amino acids. Gene Ontology annotation, molecular function: transcription corepressor activity; oxidoreductase activity, acting on the CH-OH group of donors, NAD or NADP as acceptor; NAD binding. The transcript is spliced from 10 exons. NCBI's taxonomy places the organism in Eukaryota, Metazoa, Arthropoda, Insecta, Diptera, Psychodidae. The record is from RefSeq and is a predicted model, not a curated record.
UUGUGGGAUGUCAAAUUGUUCGGCGUCAUCGUCUUGUCAAGCCACCAUUUUGGAUUACGCUUCUUCUGGUGCAAGAAAAGCUGAAAAUCCACAGGAAUUACAGCAAUUUCGAGUGAAAUAGUGCGUUAUAUUUGUUUGUGGAUCCAUAUUGUUGCGUUUUGGGCAGUGAUUUGUGGUGAAUUUGUGCCUCUAGCCGCUCAAUUGUGUGGUGUCUCUUGUGCGCCUCCAUUUCCCAAGUGGCGAGGAAGAGAGAAAAAAAGUUGGCGUUUUUUGCUUCGCAUCGCACACAAUUUCUUUUGGAUUUCCUCAAGGAAGCCACAAUCUUUGGAUAAUUAGGCCAUAUUACCGUGGCAUUGGCAAUAUAGGUGACGGGUGUUUUUUGGGUGCAAUAACGUGCACUGGAAACGUCCCCUGGAGAGUACUCCACUGGCCAGGACCGGAGCGCGUCUCUGCGUGAGUGUGUGUGAUCGGGAGGUGGAGGAGAGGAGAAAACAGAGGAGACGCGCCAUUCCGCACUUGGCAGAGACACAAGCGCGUGGAGCCAUAUUCUCCAUUUAGCCGGACUGCAGAUUUAUAUCCCUUUCCGGACAAAAAAAAAGAAAAAUAAAAACAGAAUUUGCGGCUAUUCUAAUAAUUUUGUUGAAGAAGAUACCAAGGAGCGAAAUGAUUUUGUUGAUGUCGUUAAAGACACAAAAAGCGGCAGAAUGAGGGGAACAGCUCGUCGGAAAUAACCCCUCCUAGUUGAUUAUCAUCCAACAAGUUGUGAAAUUGCAUAAAGUUUGCAAUCUUAAAGUUGGGGAAUUCAAAUCAGUCAAAUUUGUGAAGUGGUUCUGAUUCCUGACUGUAUGUUGUGUCUGUCGUCAUCGCACCAACAAUUCCUUGGCACAGACACACAAGAGCAGCCCAAGAGAGCGUGAGAGACGUGAAACAAGAGGAAGUGACUUGUGUUUAUUUGAGAGUGAACAAGUGAAAAAGAGGGAAGAAGGAGCAAAAGUUUUUGGGAAAGCUCCCUUAAAGUGUGUUUAUUUUGUGAUUGUGAAUUUUUCUUUUCAAAAUUCUUCCUCUUUUCCACAAACACACCAGUGAGAAAAAGAAUUUAAGAAAAAAAAAGAAUAGGUCGUAUGUGAAUUUGUAUAACAAUCAACAGUGUAGGGGAUAGUGUAAUUAACAAAAGGAAAAAAAAAAUAGUUUGUGAAUUUUUGGAAUACACAACACUGUUUUUAUCAAUAAGCUCACCAAACUUAAAUAGAACAUACAAAAGAAAUUAAUAAAUAAAAGUGUAGUGAUGGAGAAAUCAAUGAUGUUGCCAAAACGUCCACGACUCGAUGUUCGUGGUCCAAUUGCAAAUGGACCGAUGCAACCCAGACCUCUCGUGGCUCUACUGGAUGGUAGAGACUGUUCCAUUGAAAUGCCAAUUCUCAAAGAUGUGGCCACUGUCGCGUUCUGCGAUGCACAGAGCACAACGGAAAUACACGAAAAGGUAUUGAAUGAGGCAGUGGGCGCUCUCAUGUGGCACACAAUCAUCCUGACAAAGGAGGAUUUGGAAAAGUUCAAAGCUCUCCGGAUUAUCGUGCGCAUCGGUAGCGGUGUGGACAAUAUUGACGUGAAAGCAGCCGGUGAAUUGGGUAUUGCUGUCUGCAAUGUUCCCGGUUAUGGUGUAGAAGAAGUGGCAGAUACAACACUUUGUCUCAUAUUGAAUCUGUACCGAAGAACGUACUGGCUGGCAAAUAUGGUGCGAGAGGGUAAAAAGUUCACUGGACCAGAACAAGUUAGGGAAGCUGCCACGGGAUGUGCUAGAAUCCGAGGUGACACACUAGGCAUUGUUGGCCUAGGACGAAUUGGCAGUGCAGUGGCUCUACGUGCAAAAGGAUUUGGCUUCAAUGUCAUCUUCUAUGAUCCAUAUCUUCCCGAUGGCAUUGAGAAAUCACUUGGUUUAACUCGAGUUUAUACCCUGCAAGACUUACUUUUUCAAUCGGAUUGUGUCUCACUUCACUGCACACUAAAUGAACACAACCACCAUUUAAUCAAUGAAUUCACUAUCAAACAGAUGAGGCCAGGUGCAUUUUUGGUAAAUACCGCACGAGGUGGUCUGGUGGAUGAUGAGGCGCUAGCAACAGCUCUGAAACAAGGCAGAAUCCGAGCAGCUGCACUUGAUGUGCAUGAAAAUGAGCCAUAUAACGUAUUCCAGGGUGUUCUGAAAGACGCUCCAAAUAUACUUUGUACGCCACAUGCCGCCUUUUACAGUGAAGCCUCCGCAUCUGAACUCAGAGAAAUGGCAGCCACGGAAAUUAGGAGAGCAAUAGUCGGCAAUAUUCCAGAGUGUCUUCGGAACUGUGUGAACAAGGAGUAUUUUAUGAGGGCCCCAUCGGCCGCCGCUGGCUACACUGAAGGCAUUAACGGUGGCUAUUAUUCGGGCGGUCUGCAGCAGGCUCACAGUACAACGCCCCAUGAGACGCCCCACAGUGCUGGACCUCAUGCACCACCAACUGUACCUCCGCCCCAGACGGUGCCACCGCCACCCCCAGUGGCCGCGGUCACGGCCGCUCCUCCGGCGGGAAUCCAGCACGGACUUGUGAGCAAAUCGCCACUGAGCGCUCCGGAUCCCAGCAAUCACCAUGCUACGAAACCGGAGCCCUCGGAAGUACAUUAGCUCAUUCCUCCGUAAAUGUUUUGUGACACAGCAGUUGGAGCAUUAGCGUUGAAAAUUAAAUUCAAAAACAGUUUUAAGUGUAUCGUCCACCACCUCUACAUUGUAGGAAUAAUUAUUCAGAAUAAUUAAAAUGAAAACAAAAUACUAAAAAAAAAAGAACACAAAGGAAGAGAAAGGUCUAAAAGAAUUAAUUUGGAGUUAUAUCUGUGAGAAAUCUUUCUAAAAAAAAAAAAUGUCGAUCAUCAAAAUCAGAAUCUUACUCCGAGAUUUUCAAGUGUUUCAGUGGUGAAAAAAAAUAGUGAAUUUGCAGAACAAUUGAUUUACUCUAAAUAAUCUUCAUUUUGAUGCAACAGCAACUACAAGAGCCAGAAUAAAAUCCAUUGUGAACGUUCUAUAAUGAUAAUUAUAGUUUCUAUGGCAAUUGAGAAAGAUGAAUGAACAACCUUUCUCUAUGGAUUAUGUUGAUUUUUUUUUUAAUUUUCAGUACAUAUACAUAUUUUUUUUUUUAAAUUCUUGAAUUUAUUACUCUAGAAAUUGUAAUAAGAAAUGAGAAAAAUACUAUAAACGUAGAGAGUAGUAGAUAUAAAUAUAAAAUCUAAAUAAGAUAUAAAUUUAAUUAUAAUGAGAUUUUAAGUAAGGAUAGUGACAUCAAAUGAGCAAAAUGAUAUGUAGAAUUGUGAAGAUAAAUUUCCAAAAAGAAAAAAAAAAUGCAAGAAUUUUUUUUUGCGGAAUUGAUGAAGGAAGAGGAAGAAAUUGAGAAAUGAUUCUUCCACACAGGAGUGUUUUAUCACAGAAUUCGAUAUAGAAAAUUGUGUAUUUAGAUGAAUAUAAAAGUGAAGGGCGAAAUAUACAUGCACUGUGGUAAUUUGAGAUUUUUUGAAUUAUCACAAAAAGUAAUUUUCGUAAGAUAAUGAAGAGAAAAAAAAACAAGAGAAAAAUCUGUCGUUAAUACUUAUAAUAUAUUAUAAAUAAAAAAAUACUAUUACAACUAUGGAGGAAUCCCUUAAUGAAAAAAAAGAAGAAAAAUGAAAAUGAGAAAAAAGUAAUUUUAGCACUUUUCAAAUAUUUGAUGUAAUAAUUUAAUUGAAGCAUUUUACAAACCUGAGCGAAACAGAAUGGCGAGAUGAAGAACAAAUUUAAAAUUACUGAAAUAUCUUGUAAAUACAAUUUAAAGAGAAAAAAAAAUCCCCUUUAGGUUAUGAAUAUCAACGUAUAAUUUAGUUUUUUGCCUCAAUUUUUUUUUUGGUUAAAAAAACUAUUAACAUUGGUCCAAGAGCAUCACAAAAAAAAUAAUUAUUUUUAAGCUGCUGUAUUAAAUGUUUAUGCAUUAAUUUUUUGUUAUGGACAAGAAAAUUUAAUUAAAGAAAAUGGAAAAACAAAACUACGAAGAUAGUUGCAAAAGAAAAAAAACUAAAAAUUACUAUUAUUAUUAUAUAUAAAGAAAAAAAAAGAUCUAUUUGUACAAAAAUUCUAAUACUAAAGUUAGUAUGAAAAGUAGUAAAUAUUUAGAAAACCAUUCCCAAAUUUCCAAAAUUUUUCUUUCUCAAACAUGAUUUCCUCUUUUUCUUCAUCAAUCACAAACAAUUGCUUCAUGAUUAGAUGUUUUAUUUUGUAUUUUGAAAUUUAUCAGACAAAAAAGUUAAAUUUUCACAAAAGUUUAGCCCUUGGCAAAUGAAGAAAAAAACACAAAUCCAAGUCAGUAGAAUAAUUUUUUAAUCAAUUCCCCGCCCCAACAAAAAAUUGAUAUAAAAUGAUGGGAUAAAAGAAGAGAAAAAAAUAAUGAAAUUAGAAAAUUCAUAAACGAAGAAAUAGCGAUAUAACAUUUUUAAGGGAUACGAAAUAACAAGGAAAUAUGUUAAUUAGUAGAUUUUACGUUAAUUUAGAGGUCGUUUCUUUUUUAAGAUCAUAUAAUUAUAAAAAAAAAACUAAAUAAUGAGAACUAAUUGACUACACCAAUUACAUUUUAAAAGUAAAUGAAAGAUGGAAAUAAUAAAUUUUAGAAACGAAUGAAGGAAUCAAUAAGAAUUUUUACGCAAAAAGCAAAAAAAAAGAAAUGAGGGAAAAAGAACCCAGAUUUUGGAGCCAAUAUGAAGAAAAACUGAAUCACUAUAGUAUUGUUAGUAAUAACGGUAAAUUAAAAAGAAAAAAAGGAAUGAUAAAAAAUAUAUAAUUUGAGGAGAAAUUAUGGAUGAAAGAUAAAUGGAAAUUUAUAGGAAUUUUUCAAUAAGAAAAUCGUAGAAAUGAAUCAUAAAUUUCUAUCAAUUUUUUUUUUCAUUUGACAUUAUUUUUCUGCCAGGAAAACAGCAACCAGUUUCUUUUUAGGUGAGUUUUAUAAUUAGUCUUAUUACCUUUCAUUUUUUUCUUUCACGUUAGUAAUUAAAAAAAAAGUUUUACAAGACAAAAAAAAUGCGAUGGAUUAAAAAAAUGAGAUGAAAAAAUGGAACAAAAAAUUAAGGAAGAACAGAAUAAGUAAAUGAAAUUAAGGAAAUAUUUAAAAUAAUAAAGAAUCAAAUAUUUUUUCGCUAUUUUUUAGUCUACAUAAAUAUUAUAAAUUAAAAUUACAAUAUAUCCAUUACUGAUUGGUAUAAAAAGUAUAAAAUUAAUUAAAUAUAUGAGAAAUAUAUAAACAUUUAAUAUAAAUAAAAAUAACAAUAAAUAAGGCAUUUUCCAA